Molecule: messenger RNA, 2967 nt
Organism: Erinaceus europaeus (western European hedgehog)
Lineage: Eukaryota; Metazoa; Chordata; Mammalia; Eulipotyphla; Erinaceidae
Gene: KLC2
Product: kinesin light chain 2
Exons: 15
Coding region: 307-2166 (619 amino acids)
Biological process (GO): microtubule-based movement
Cellular component (GO): kinesin complex; membrane-bounded organelle; cytoplasm
Molecular function (GO): kinesin binding
Source: RefSeq, a predicted model, not a curated record
GGCGGGGCGCGGGGGGCGGGGCGGGGGGGCGGGCGCGGGGCUCGCGGCCCCGGGAAGGGCUCCGGGUCGCAGCGGGGAGGGGCAGCCGCCAGGCAGGCCGGGGCCCCCGGGGUCCCGCAGGCCCGGGGGGAGCCCGGGCCCGGCCGCGCCGCAUUGCGUCUCCCGCGCGGCGGCCGGCGCGCCCCCUGCAGGCGGAGCGCGGGCGGCGCACCCCGGGGACCCGGCGUCCCGGGAGCCCCGUGUUGACUGAGCGCCGCGGCCCGCAGCCCCCCGGCCGCCCCUCGCUCGCCCCCAGGCGGCGCGGCCAUGGCCACCGCGGUGCUGGCGCGGGAGGAGAAGCUGAGCCAGGACGAGAUCGUGCUGGGCACCAAGGCCGUGAUCCAGGGGCUGGAGACGCUGCGCGGGGAGCACCGCGCCCUGCUCGCCCCGCUCGUCGCCCCCGAUGCCGCCGAGCCGGAGCCCGGCUCGCAGGAGCGCUGCGGCCUCCUGCGCCGCUCCCUGGAGGCCAUCGAGCUGGGGCUGGGAGAGGCCCAGGUGAUCCUGGCACUUUCGGGCCACCUGGGGGCCGUGGAGUCGGAGAAGCAGAAGCUGCGGGCCCAGGUGCGGCGCCUGGUGCAGGAGAACCAGUGGCUGCGUGAGGAGCUGGCCGGGACGCAGCAGAAGCUGCAGCGCAGCGAGCAAGCGGUGGCCCAGCUGGAAGAGGAGAAGCAGCACCUGCUGUUCAUGAGCCAGAUCCGCAAGCUGGAGGACGACUCCCCGAACGAGGAGAAGGGUGACGCCCCCAAAGACUCGCUGGACGACCUGUUCCCCAACGAGGAGGAGCAGAGCCCAGCCCCCAGCCCCGGGGGAGGGGACGCGGCAGCCCAGCACGGGGGCUACGAGAUCCCCGCCCGCCUGCGCACGCUGCACAACCUAGUCAUCCAGUACGCGUCACAGGGCCGCUACGAGGUGGCCGUGCCGCUCUGCAAGCAGGCGCUCGAGGACCUGGAGAAGACGUCGGGCCACGACCACCCCGACGUGGCCACCAUGCUCAACAUCCUGGCGCUGGUCUACCGGGACCAGAACAAGUACAAGGAGGCUGCCCACCUGCUCAAUGACGCCCUGGCCAUCCGCGAGAAGACGCUGGGCAAGGACCACCCGGCCGUGGCAGCUACCCUCAACAACCUGGCAGUUCUGUACGGCAAGCGGGGCAAGUACAAGGAGGCCGAGCCUCUAUGCAAGCGAGCGCUGGAGAUCCGGGAGAAGGUCCUGGGCAAGUAUCACCCCGACGUGGCCAAGCAGCUGAGCAACCUGGCACUGCUGUGCCAGAACCAGGGCAAGGCCGAGGAGGUGGAGCACUACUACCGGCGCGCCCUGGACAUCUACGCCACGCGCCUCGGGCCCGACGACCCCAACGUGGCCAAGACCAAGAACAACCUGGCCUCCUGCUACCUGAAGCAGGGCAAGUACCAGGAUGCCGAGAGCCUCUACAAGGAGAUCCUCACCCGCGCCCACGAGAGGGAGUUUGGCUCUGUCAACGGGGACAACAAGCCCAUCUGGAUGCAUGCAGAGGAACGGGAGGAGAGCAAGGAUAAGCGCCGGGACAGCACCCCCUAUGGGGAAUAUGGCAGCUGGUACAAGGCCUGCAAAGUGGACAGCCCCACCGUCAACACCACCCUGCGAAGCCUGGGGGCGCUGUACCGGCGCCAGGGCAAGCUGGAGGCGGCCCACACCCUGGAGGACUGUGCCAGCCGCAGCCGCAAGCAGGGCCUGGACCCAGCCAGCCAGACCAAGGUGGUGGAGCUGCUGAAAGAUGGUGGAGGCUGCCGGGGAGACCGCCGGGGCAGCCGAGACUCGGCCGGGACUCGGGCUGAGUCUGACCUCGAGGACGCAGGGCCAGCGGCAGAGUGGAGUGGGGAUGGCAGCGGCUCCCUGCGGCGCAGUGGCUCCUUUGGGAAACUCCGAGACGCCCUGAGGCGCAGCAGUGAGAUGCUGGUGAAGAAGCUGCAGGGGGGCGGCCCCCAGGAGCCCCCUAACCCCAGGAUGAAGCGCGCCAGUUCCCUCAGCUUCCUCAAUAAGAGUGUGGAAGAGGCGGCCCAGCCCGGCGGUGGCCCAGGCCUCAGCGACAGCCGCACCCUCAGCUCCAGCUCCAUGGACCUCUCCCGGCGAAGCUCGCUCGUGGGCUAAUCCUCCAGGAGCAGCCUGACUGCACCGGCCCAGCCCACCGGCACUGACCCACCCCCAGCCCCGUGCUUGGGCCUGCUGCUUGUCCCGCCUGCCUGUCCCCCGGACCCAUCUUUUCUGUUCGAUCUCAGGGUUACCUCCUCCCUUGCCAUCUCAGCCUGAGCCCUGGAGGCUGGGCCUGCCUGUUCCAGCUCUGCCCCCUUAUUUAUUCCUGCCAGCAGGGCCGCCUCUGUCCCAGCCAGGCUCAGGGCCAGCGGGAGGGGUGGCCGCCGUCUCUCAGUCAGAGGCUCAGUCACCCGCCCUCCGCAGACCGCCCCCGCCCCCCCCCCAGCCAAAACCCUAAACACCUGCAGCCCCUCGGGUCCCUCAGCCGGGCCGUUGCUUCUGUAUAUAGAGAAAUAAGUUAUUGGCCGCACCCCUGCCCUCUGCCCGAGGUAUGUCUGGGCCUCGGCUCGCCAGCCCUCUCUAGUGGUACCGCCCAGGCCUUAAUCACCCCCUCUCCUCGCGGUGGUAUCCCGUAGGCCCCACAGCUCUGGGCAGCGCCUCCCCAGAGGCUUCCCUAGGGGCUCCCCACCAUCAUCGCCCUGCACCCCAGGACAGAGCCGCCCCCUGGCCGCCCCUCUGCCGGGCCCUGCCCAGCAUCCCGGCCCUAUGCACUGCUCCAGCCCCCCGGCCUGGCCGCCGCCUCCCAGCCCCAGGGGCCGCGGUGGGGUGACCCCCUGACCCCUGUGGUUGGAGAGGUGACCCAGUUUGGGUGGGGAUGUUUCAAAUGUUGCUGUAGAAAUAAAGAUGGUUUGGAUCUCA